Molecule: messenger RNA, 1209 nt
Organism: Nymphalis io (European peacock)
Lineage: Eukaryota; Metazoa; Arthropoda; Insecta; Lepidoptera; Nymphalidae
Product: nitric oxide synthase-interacting protein homolog
Exons: 2
Coding region: 163-1032 (289 amino acids)
Cellular component (GO): nucleus
Molecular function (GO): ubiquitin protein ligase activity
Source: RefSeq, a predicted model, not a curated record
AUUAGUAUUUAAUAAUAUUAAUGUUAUGUUUGAGUUUCAUUGAAGAUAAGAUUGGUUACAGUAUUAGGUUAAUAACAAUAUAAUAUUAUUAGAUAAAUUAUUAAAGUUAAAUCUGAAAAUAUUGUGUUAUAAGAUUUGACUUUUAAAUUUAUAAGUAGAACAAUGACACGACAUGCAAGAAACUGCACUGCUGGUGCAGUUUACACUUACCAUGAGAAAAAAAAAGAUGCUGCCGCUUCUGGAUAUGGGACCCAAAGCGAAAGAGUUGGAAAAGAUUCCGUAAAAAGUUUCGAUUGCUGUAGUCUAACAUUACAACCUUGUAGGAAUCCGGUGGUCACCAAAGAAGGUUACUUGUUUGAUAAGGAAGCUAUAUUGGAAUAUAUCAUAACAAAAAAGAAUGACUACACUCGAAAAUUGAAGCAGUAUGAUAAGCAAUUAAAAAAAGAAGAAAAUGAGAAGAAAGAGUUAGCUGCUGCUGAAAAAGAAGCAAAUUUGGUUAAAUUUAUGAGCAGAGAGAAAACUAUAUCAAAUAAUAAAUACUCAGAUAGAUCUCAGCCCUCAAGUUCAGUGUCGAAUUUAGCUAACGGCAAAAAUAAAGAGUUACCAAGUUUUUGGGUUCCUUCUCAACUUCCUGAUGCAAAAAUUUCAAAACUUGAAAAACCGGAUCCUACUGUUUAUUGUCCAAUAAGUUGUAAGCCUUUGAAAAUGAAAGAUUUAAUUGAAGUCAAAUGGACAUUGGUUAAUGAUCCUGAUGAUAAAAAGUCCCUCAUAGCCAAAGAAAAUCGGUACAUGUGUCCAAUUACACAUGAUAUAUUAAGUAAUGCGGUGCCAUGUGCAAUAAUCAGAACUAGUGGUCAUGUUGUUACUAUGGAAUGUGUUGAAAAAAUAAUUAAAAAAGACUGGCUUCAUCCUCUUACUGGAGAAAAACUCAAAGAAAAAGAUAUUAUACCACUACAGAGAGGAGGCACAGGAUAUGCUCUUACUAAUCAAAAUCUAGAAGGCAAGAACGAAAGACCAGUAUUGCAAGCUUAGAAAUACAUAUUUAGUGUAGAAAAAAUAACUUCAGUACCUAUUUUAGAUAUAGCUGUGAAAUUUUUUAAUAUGGUUGGAUAAAAAUCAUAAUAAAAAAGUUUGGUGUCAAUAAAACAAAAUUAAGUGUAUAAAUCUAUAAUAACAAAAUAUUAUUAAAAUAUAAUUAUAUUUAUUAAA